AUGUUGAGGCGUUCUCCAAUCCUUACGUUCCGCUCCUCCGCCAAGCAACCUGCACAGCAGACACAGUCAAGGAAGACACCUGCGGAGCUGAUCACGUACCGUCUCGACCAGGAAAUGGUUUAUGUCCAGCCUGCAAAUGACUUCGAGGAAGCAUUGAAUUAUGCACAAUCAGUCUUUCCUCAACUCUUCGCCGUUCCGCGUUCACGAAUCGCAUUCGCUGUGAACGUUCGUGUAAACGGCAUACUGAGACCCGUUCGAAUCGCGCCAAUGGCUUGGCCAAGAGUCCGCCGUUCAUUGGCAACCUACGAAAUUAUCGACAUCUCCAUCCUGCCGCCUGCUCCAUCUCCGGUUGCCGCCACCAAUUUCAUUAAAUUCGAAACGGAGCUCGACACAUCCACAUCCGAUUCAUCUUCGCUAAAUAGUUUCGUUAUCGCCACCUCGACCACUAAGGUAGAGGAAUACUAG
Messenger RNA from Fomitiporia mediterranea MF3/22, 465 nucleotides. RefSeq lists its product as uncharacterized. The record is from RefSeq and is a predicted model, not a curated record. The coding region runs from base 1 to 465 and encodes 154 amino acids. NCBI's taxonomy places the organism in Eukaryota, Fungi, Basidiomycota, Agaricomycetes, Hymenochaetales, Hymenochaetaceae. The transcript has 2 exons.